This is a messenger RNA of Canis lupus familiaris (dog), 2864 nucleotides long. RefSeq names its product histone acetyltransferase KAT7-like. Gene Ontology annotation, molecular function: histone acetyltransferase activity. NCBI's taxonomy places the organism in Eukaryota, Metazoa, Chordata, Mammalia, Carnivora, Canidae. Gene Ontology annotation, biological process: regulation of DNA-templated transcription. The record is from RefSeq and is a predicted model, not a curated record.
AUGUACUGUAUGAUUACAUACCAUUCUCAAAGUGAAAACAUUGAUGGAGAGCCCAUCAACGGGAACACUUGGGAACCUCUCUUGGAAAACCUGACUAGCGAGUAUGCCUUGGAUCUUUUCUGAAGAGCACAAGCCCCGGCUUCAGAGGAUUUGGAGAAGUUAGGCUGCAAGGCCAAAAUCACUGAGGGGAGCAACAUGAUUAAAACCAUUGCUUUUGGUCAUUAUGAGCUCAACAUUUGGUACCAUUCUCCUUAUCCGGAAGAAUAUGCAUGACUGGGAUGGCUCUACAUGUGCGAAUUCUAUUUAAAAUACAUGAAGAGCCAAACGAUACUAUGCUGACACAUGGCUAAGUGUGUGUGGACACACCCACCUGGUGGUGAGAUCUAUUGCAAAGGCUCCAUCCCGUGUUUAAAGUGGGUCUCUGUGUUUAAAGUGGAUGGCAAGAGAAACCAGAGCUACUGCCAAAACCUGUGCCUGCUGGCCAAGCUUUUUCUGGACCACAAGACAUUAUAUUAUGAUGUGGAACCCUUCCUGUUUUAUGGUAUGACAGAAGUGGACAAUACCAGCUGUCACUUGAUUGGAUAUUUUUCCAAGGAAAAGAAUUCAUUCCUUGACUACAGUGUGUCGUGUAUCCUCACCAUGCCUCGGUACAUGAGACAGGGCUAUGGCAAGAUGCUCAUCGAUUUCAGUUACUUGCUUUACAAAGUGGAAGAAAAAGUUGGCUCCCCGGAGUGUCCCCUCUCUGAACUGGGGCUCAUAAGCAGUUACUGGAAAGAAGUGCUUCUCCAUUACGUGCAUAAUUUCCAAGGCAAAGAGAUUUCUAUCAAAGAAAUUAGUCAGUUGACAGCUUUGAAUCCUGUGGACAUUGUCAGUACUCUGCAAGCCCUUCAAAUGCUCAAGUACUGGAAAGGAAAACACCUAGUUCUAAAGAGGCAGGACCUGAUUGAUGAGUGGAUAGCCAAAGAGGCCAAAAGAUCUAACUCCAAUAAAACCAUGGAUCCAAGCUGUUUCAAAUGGACCCCUCCCAGGGGCACUUACAGUGACCUGUUACUCUGAGCCAGCGAACCCCCGCAGUAGGAGUCCGUACCCUAGGGAUCUGUCAUUUCUGUUGCUCUUGUGAUUGGCAAGCACAGUAUCCAUUGGGAAGGUCGUCCCCCUCAGGACUGUCCUGCUCCGACCCUCGGGUACACUGCAGACGCUGGCUCUGAGGAACUGUUGUUUUGGCCUCGGUGAGGUUGCCUGGAUGGGAUCGCUGUUAGACUUGAGUGCAGAUCCCUCGUAGCACUGACCCAAGGUGUUCUGUUUGGUACUGUACCCGUCCAGUCACUGGUGCUCCUCAUGUUCUCUAGCCCCGUAAGGUUGGGUUGUGUCUUCUAAACUUCGUACUAGUGCUUCCUGCUGCCCUGGUACGAGACUUCAAACCAUGGUUGCCACCACCAGGACCCUUCCAGUUACUCCUUACAUGUGGCUUUUUUUGGAAGAGCAGGGAAGCGGUAACAUUUCUGAGUGUGUGUACUAGGAGGGGUCCAUUCCCUUUGGAUUUUAUCUCACUUGAAUUUUUUUCUGCCAUUUUUAGUGAAAGGCCAGUUUCCGAUCCAUGUCAGGCUGACAAGAGACCAGUAUUUUUUAAAACGCGCCCAGGGAUUCGUCUUGGUAACUGCACAUACUUUAUCAGAAUGAAAUGGGAGAGAAUUGACAGGUGGUGAUUCUAUAAUUUGAUUUGCGUUCACCUGUGGGCAUCGUGCGUCAGUGGAAGGAAACCAGUCCUUUUGCCUCUCUAGAGAGUGCGCAGCCCUACAUGUUUUCCUCUCUCAUAACCCCUUGCUCCUUUGUACAUUGGCAGGGGCUAGACGGUGUCCGGUUCUCCCUCUCAUGCUGCAUGCUGACCGGUUCAUCAGACUGCAGAAACCUUCCCCCCUGAACCUGCCGGUCUGGUCUGGCACAGCUGUACUUUUGCAUUGAUUUUUGCCUGAACCUCUUUGGAGAUGUAGGAAAUGACUGCACAUGCUUCCAGAUCUCCUCUCAGCCCCCAUGACUCAGCAAGGCAGGGCGCCACCUGCACCCCUGUCCCCGCCCCCUCCCAGUGUUUGCUUCCCUGACAGUGCCUCGCCCUCCCUCCCGAACUGAAGUGCUCCUGGCCUUCCAAGAACUCCUCCUCCAUUUCCUUUUUGGGAUUUGCCACCAUUCCCCCUGUUCUCUGCUCUCCUAUUUUUGGUUUCAAGCAAAGGAAAAAAUGCUCCCUCUAAUUUCUCUCCAGCCCAUUAUAACCUGCUAUCCUGGGGCAGCAUUUGAUGUAUGACGUGCCACCCUUCCCAGCGUGGACUCCUCCAAAACCGCUGUCUCCGUGUGGGGCCCUUCCCAUAAUCCCGACUGGUCAUUUGUGCCUUUCUCUUGUCAUCUCUGUACACUACUUACACUCACUGCGGGUUGGGGGAGCAAAUCUUAAGUGUGUUCAGUGACAGCUCCCUGCCAGUUUCAGUGUCACUGUUAAAGUUUAUCCCAAAACAACUUCACUGGGGCUUUUCUUAAGGGGUAAAGGAUACUUUACCAAAGCUAAUCCUUCCUGUUCUAUAUCUACUCUUCAAUAAUAAAGCAUGUUCUCUGCUCAAAAAAAAAAAAAAAAAAAAAAAGUCAUCGAUGGAAAGAACAUGGACUUUGAUGUCAGAUAAACUGUAUUCACACUCUAACCACCCAAGUUAUUUCCUAGUUGACUGCGAGUUAGCUGCGGGUGAUAAAUACCCACCAGAUAUCAGCGGCUUGUCAACAGCAGAGGUUUUGCUCUAGCUCACAUUCUAUGCUGCAGCGCUGCUCCUGUGGAUUGGCUCUGGGAUCCAGGCUAAAGGAGCAGCCUUUGGAUAUUUUCU